AGGAAAGUCAUUACGAUCGACUGUCAUGGGCACCGCCUCAAGCUGUAACCAAUGCUGUAAGUUCAAGCAAGUGCAGUAGCGUGUCAGCCCUUCUACCGGCGAAUACUAGUUGGAUCCAGUGCACACUGUAGACUUGCUAGCCACGUCGUUGGUCUUGGUAUAAAAUUUUGACCCUGUAUCGUUCUGGUUGCUAUAUGAUAGACGUUCUCAUGGCAGGACCCGUAUCGCGUUAACUUGGAUCACUACAAUCAAUUUAGACAUACUGCAAGCUUAUCCUGCUAGCUGUUUCACCGCAAUGAACUUCAAGCUUCAAGACUCGGCAGCACCGGUUGCACCAAUUAUCCCGUGAUUCCAUGCUUACCCGAAUUCCGGCUAUCGUCUCAUCGUUCUUAGCCCAGAUCGAGCACGUCGAGCUUCUAACGACUCAGAAUGAACGCCAGUAUGGCCUCGACAUACCCUUUGGAACCAACUCCUCCAUGGACAACUGUAAACCCUAGGCCGUUCUUGCCUUUUCGCACACGUUGCGGUAGCGAAGAGUUACCUUCAUUACCGUCGCCUCGGAACGAACUCUUCAACGACAAUUACGUUGUCAGUACCCACCUCGUACCUGCUGGUUGUCCAAGACUCACUCCGGACAUCCCAUUGCCUGUGCUCCCUAAUUUCUCGACGAAUAGCGCAGAACGGAAACGGGAUAUCGAGCAGCUUCUUGCUGAAAUUAAUGAGCGACAAGCGCGCUUCGUGAGUGGGGAGUUAGGCGGAGAAAGAAGCGAGAAACCGUUGUGGAAUUGCGUCAAUCGAUAUACCAAGAGAGUUCAAGAUGGGAGGAGGGGCUUGACGCUGUUCUUCGCUCACGCAAAUGGUUUUCCCAAAGAGAUAUGGGAAACAACUCUGCGCUAUUUACUAUCGUCACCUACAGCUUCACUGGUCGACGAGGUCUGGUCUUGGGAAGCUAUUCAGCACGGUGAUGCUGGACUAAUCAACGAGACAAGUCUCAGUGGCAUAUUUGAUUGGCGAGAUAACGCGCGGGAUAUUGCACACUUUCUGUUAUACUACCUACCGGAAGAUGCAUCUUCGAAGGUUUUACCGACGCAUCUACACCUUCUGCAGGAGACUAUCAGUGAAUCCAGGAAGACCGAGGGAUUGUCAUCCCGCUACCUGGUGGCUGUUGGACAUUCAUUCGGUGGCUGCUCUUCCGUACUAGCGGCUGUCAAUUUCCCUGCACUGUUCUCCUCCAUCAUUCUCGUAGACCCUGUUAUUAUCAAUGGUGGCUAUUCCUCACAUUUCAAUAGGCUCACAUUAGCUGCCCUCAGCAGGCGCGAACAUUGGCCAUCACGUGAGGAGGCAUUACGCUUGUUCAAGGCCUCUCCAUUCUUCAGAGCUUGGCAUCCUGAUACCCUGCAGCUUUAUGUUACAUAUGGUUUGACCAAGGAUUCACAAGGGGGUGUGAAGCUAAAGAUGUCAGCUCUGCAAGAGGCUUUGGUGUUUUCAGAUCGUAUAGGAUCACGUGAAGCAUGGGAACUGCUGGAAAAGGUGGACGAGCGAAUAGAAUUACGCUGGAUUGUUCCAGGGAAGCCCGGAGACAAGGGAAUUAUGGGCGAACAAGCGACGAGGGUGCGAGUAUGGCGAAGACCGGCUAACUCCUCUAACGUGGUAAUUUACUCAGCUGGACAUCUGAUUGCGCAGGAAUCACCAGAGGAGCUUGGUAAAUGAUAUUUUAUGUUUACAACAAUGUUCACGUCAUAAUUUUUUUCUAGCCCAAGAAAUAUCAGCUUUCCUGGAGACAAAGUACAGGCCAUGGAGUAGAGCAUACCUAUGAUAUCCUUUACGGUGAUAUUUGAAUUUGCAAACAAGACAUACCUGAAACAAACAUAGAUAGUUGACGUUC
Molecule: messenger RNA, 1885 nt
Organism: Suillus bovinus
Lineage: Eukaryota; Fungi; Basidiomycota; Agaricomycetes; Boletales; Suillaceae
Product: Alpha/beta hydrolase family-domain-containing protein
Exons: 7
Coding region: 430-1710 (426 amino acids)
Source: RefSeq, a predicted model, not a curated record